Messenger RNA from Paecilomyces variotii, 1520 nucleotides. RefSeq names its product putative nuclear protein. NCBI's taxonomy places the organism in Eukaryota, Fungi, Ascomycota, Eurotiomycetes, Eurotiales, Thermoascaceae. The transcript is spliced from 2 exons. The record is from RefSeq and is a predicted model, not a curated record. Gene Ontology annotation, biological process: maturation of SSU-rRNA from tricistronic rRNA transcript (SSU-rRNA, 5.8S rRNA, LSU-rRNA). Bases 185 to 1108 code for a protein of 307 amino acids. Gene Ontology annotation, cellular component: nucleolus; preribosome, small subunit precursor.
AAUUUUCGACUGUUAAAUAAUGGCACGGUGACAGACACAGUUUCAACACGGGGAUUGCAGUCGCGCUUCUCUGGUGGAUAACCCAUACUCCUCGCUCUAUCAGGGCCACUUCACAAAUUCCGCAUCUACAGAUAUCGCGGCUUCAUCCAUCGAUAUUCGCACUUUUGCAGGAUCUGUAAAUCUCAUGGCGUCUAAGCGUAAAGAUCGCGAACUGUCUGAAGAUGCUCCUCCGGCAAAGAAAUCGCACCUGAGCAAGAGCCAUGGUGUCUCGAAGAAGGGUGCCCCAACUCCCAGAAAGGACCGUGUUGUCCUUUCUGUCAAUGAGCUGAAGAGGAGGAUUCGCGAUGUCAAGCGCCUCCUCGAUAGAGUCGACCUCCCCCCGGAAGGAAGAAUCACACAGGAGAGAGCCCUGAUCGGAUACCAGAGGGACCUGGAGUCGGAGAUGGCGAAGCGCAAACGAUCUGAAAUGAUCAAAAAAUAUCAUUUUGUCAGGUUCCUGGAAAGAAAAACUGCUACCAAGGAACUCAAGAAGCUCCAGCGACGCGAACGCGAGAUCUCGGAAUCUGACUCCCCGACCAAGAAGGAAGAUCUGAAACUGCUCGCCUCACGGAUCCACACCGCACGGGUCAACUUAAAUUACACCAUCUACUCUCCACUUACGGAGAAGUAUAUCUCCCUCUACCCCGACAAGAAAAAGAAGAACAAGGAUCGUGACUCUGGGAAUGAUGCGAAUUCCGACUCCGACUCCCAGAAAGGCGACAAGAGAUCAAGGUCCGAGUCGCAACAGCCUCAGGAGUAUACUAUCCAGACGAACGACUCGGGAGAAAAGCCUCCACUGUGGUACGUAGUGGAGAAGUGCAUGGCAGACGGAACGCUCGAUCUGCUCCGCGAAGGGAAGUUGAACAUUGGUGCCGAUGGGAAAGAGAGUACUACCGUCACCGAGCUGGCAAGUGCAAACCGGUCUGUUCCAACUCAAAAACCAAGUAAGGAGGAGAAACAGAAGAAGGAGAAGUCAAAGACAGAGAAGAUUAGGGCGGACUCCAGGAAAACAUCUCAGCGCGGCGGAGAGAGCGAUGAGGACAGUGAUGGUGGUUUCUUCGAGGAAUAAGCGUCAGCUUUCACAUGGAUUCUUAUAUAGAGCCAUUGAAUGGCCCAGCUUGCUCCCUCGCGGGCAGUUCGACAGCCAUAAUCCGUACCGCUUGUCUUGACAAGCGAUGAACAUACAUACAUACAUACGACAUAGCGACCACAAUCACAUGAUACCCGACUACAUCAUUAUAGAACUAUUGCAGUGGACAGUCUCUCAGCGCUGCAGGCUGGUUUUGAUGAGUGUUGCGUUCCAAAACAAGAGAAGCUUUGAUCAUAUCUUCGCAUGGGAUAACUAAUUUCAGCCUGUCUCAUCGUAUUUUCUUACUCUAUCUUGGACGCCUACUAUAGCCGUCCCCGUGUGGACAUACUUAGCUGUCCCAGUCGUCAAGUAGUUAUCAGACGUUCCCCACCUAAUAUUCACAUCUUCAUCC